GCAGCCCAAAGGACGAGAUUAGCAAAAUGUCGAUAAAUUCGGGGCCCGGGCGCUCGAGAAUUCGAGCUGCUGCCAGCGCCAGCGCCUGCGCCAGCGGAGCCAAAGGCCGUCGAGCUUCUUGGUGAUCGGUGCGGGGCCCCCCGAAAAAGGCCAAUUUCUACACCGCGAAUUCGAACGCUGCAGCGCGAGGCGAGUUGAGGCGAGGCGAGGCGAGGCGAGGCGAUGGAGAUGGAGAUGGAGAUGGAGAUUCUUGCGCGCUGCUGUGGCGAGCAUUUGUGAAUUGGAUUGAAGCGUCGUUCGGUCGGCGCGUUCUUGGGGCUGCGGAUUUGGUCGGUCUCUUAGGGUAGGGCAUGAAAGCCGGGAGCGGGCAGAGUUGGACGCUUAGAGGAUUCGAGAACGGUGCGCGAGUUUUGCUCAUUUCAUUGGUACCGUUGCGCUGGUGUGCUCGAGUUGAGGCGUGUCGAUUUGUGUUUGGAUGGUGCUGAGUGCUGAGGAGUUUUUGAUGGGGAUUAUUUGGAGACGAGCUGUGGAAAUUUGAGCUGCUUGGAAUCGUCGGAGGGGCUUCAGAUCUCGUGUCCCGCGGAAAAGUUCUCUCGAUGGAAACUUCUUCUAAUGGGACAGUGCUGGGUAAUUCGGUAGCAAAGAUGGAGGGAAUGCGUGUCGCUAGUCCGGUUGAUGCGCGCAAGGUGGAAGGAUUGUCCAUGAAUGGUGGAGUUGAUGGCAAAUCCGGAGCUGAGAAUCCCAUUCCACCACCUACUAAUCCCCUCGUUACAGCACUCUUGACGGAUAUGUAUCAAAUUACGAUGGCGUAUGCUUAUUGGAAAGCUGGAAAGCAGAACGACCUUGCUGUGUUUGACCUUUUACAUCGGAAAAAUCCUUUUGGGGGAGAAUACACAGUUUUUGCAGGUCUGGAAGAGUGUAUUCGAUUUGCGGCAAAUUUUCGCUUCACUGAUUCGGAUGUUGCAUAUUUGCGGACCAUAUUACCUUCACGGUGUGAGGAAGCUUUCUUUGAUUACCUAAAAGGAGUGGACUGCUCUGAAGUAGUUAUUAACGCCAUUCCGGAAGGAUCGGUUUGUUUUCCACGAGUACCUCUGAUCAGGGUCCAAGGUCCCCUACUGAUCGCUCAGCUCCUGGAGACUACCUUUUUGACUCUGGUAAACUACGCCUCGUUGGUGGCUACAAAUGCUGCAAGGCACAGGCGAGUUGCGGGCAAGAAUAAGAUUUUGCUUGAAUUUGGACUUCGGAGAGCUCAGGGUCCCGAUGGCGGAAUUAGUGGUUCAAAGUAUUGCUACUUAGGAGGAUUUAAUGCUACCAGCAAUAUUGAUGCUGGACAAAGGUUUGGUAUUCCAGUACGUGGGACACACUCACAUGCUUUUGUGAGUUCCUUCAUGAGUUUUGAUGAGAUCACCAAAAGAUAUUUAGAGUACAACAACAAUAGCUCCGACGUAUGCAAGGAUUUUGUGCUCCUUACGAUGCAGUACUUGAAUCGCAUGAAGGAAGUGCAAUCACUGCAAAAAUGGUUUGCCGAGACGAAUCAUAGUGAGUUGGCAGCUUUCAUAUCAUACGCGCUAGCAUUCCCUACUGCGUUUCAAGCUCUUGUCGACACGUAUGACGUUCUGAAAAGUGGAAUACCCAACUUUUGUGCCGUCGCUCUUGCACUCCACGAACUGGGGUACAAAUCUGUCGGUAUACGUCUGGAUUCGGGAGACCUUUCUUAUUUCUCAGUACAGACCCGUAAAUUCUUCAAGGUGAUUGAGAAAGAGUUCGGAGUUGAAGGGUUCGGAAAUUUGAUAAUAACGGCUAGUAAUGAUAUCAAUGAAGACACGCUUGAUGCACUGAAUAAACAGGGACAUGAGAUAGAUGCUUUCGGAAUCGGAACCCAUUUGAUUACUUGUUAUCAACAACCAGCUUUAGGUUGCGUGUACAAAUUAGUCGAAAUCAACGGUCAGCCACGUAUCAAGCUUUCCGAGGAUGUAGCCAAGGUUACCAUACCAUGCAAGAAGCAGUGCUAUCGUCUUUAUGGAAAGGGGGGAUAUGCGUUGGUUGAUUUAAUGGUCGGAGACGAUGAGCCCGUACCAAAGGCGGGAGAGCGUAUUCUCUGUCGACAUCCAUUUAGUGAAUCAAAAAGGGCUUAUGUGAUUCCGCAACGAGUGGAAUCUCUUUACAAAUGCUACUGGAGUGGAACAUCUGGACAACCUAGAGAGCCAUUGCCUCCACUGGAGAAGCUAAGAAGGCACUGUCAGGAAGAGUUGGCUGCACAGCGUACCGAUCAUAUGCGUGGCUUAAAUCCCACUCCUUACAAGGUCAGCGUUAGUGGACAGCUGUACGAUUUCAUACACUUCUUGUGGCUCAGCGAGGCACCUGUUGGGGAGCUGCAUUGAUCACAUAUUCGAGGGUUAUCGUAUUCUCGACAUUGUUACCUAGGAGGCUCGUUGGAAGAGGGAUACAUGAUGGCUAAUGCUCUGCAAUUUCGUCGUAGCCCAGAGAGCGAUAGAUUGUUGGUGACGUGCCUCUGAAGCAUGUCAGAUUCUGUAAAACGUGAUUUUGUAGGUCUUUACGCAGCAAACUAUUAUGCUUCUCUCAUUUGGUUAAUUAUUUAGGUUGCUGAGGAGUUUAAUACUCUCUCGACGAUGAUAUGGUCUUAGAUACGUGGAUGUGGAAAGGUAGUUGUAGGUUUACGUAGGUUGCAACUGUUUUUAACAGGUGUACGGUUGAGGGCGAAGAGUUUCCAAAUUUUCUCCGUCCCAUUAUUCUUCACAGAGCUGUUUCACACUGCCGAAUCUUGUAAGAAAAUAUGUCACAAUCUAAUCAGAUCGAAGUAAAGAUUCCAAGCUUCUAAUACAAGCUUCUCCACAUGUGGUCAAGGACUU
Marchantia polymorpha subsp. ruderalis is the source of this 2870-nucleotide messenger RNA. The record is from the annotation of a GenBank genome assembly. NCBI's taxonomy places the organism in Eukaryota, Viridiplantae, Streptophyta, Marchantiopsida, Marchantiales, Marchantiaceae.